Molecule: messenger RNA, 1101 nt
Organism: Sphenostylis stenocarpa
Lineage: Eukaryota; Viridiplantae; Streptophyta; Magnoliopsida; Fabales; Fabaceae
Source: the annotation of a GenBank genome assembly
AUGGAGUCCGAGCUCAAAGACCUAAAUUCCAAGCCUCCCAACGGGAGCACCGCUCGAGACGACCGUCCCCUCCUCAAGUCCGAGUCUAUCGCCUCCGCCGACAGCAUCUCCGAGAUGGAGAAGAAGUUCGCCGCAUACGUCCGCCGCGACGUCUACGGCACCAUGGGACGCGGCGAGUUACCGGCGAAGGAGAAGCUCUUACUAGGUUUUGCGUUGGUCACUCUUCUCCCAAUCAGAGUCCUUCUCGCUGUCACCGUAUUGCUCCUCUAUUACUUAAUUUGUAGGAUUUGUACUCUCUUCUCUCCGCCCAAUCGCGAAGAGGAACAAGAAGAUUACGCUCACAUGAGUGGGUGGAGGAGAACGGUUAUUGUUUCAUGUGGACGCGCCCUCUCCAGAUUCAUGCUCUUCAUUUUCGGCUUUUAUUGGAUUCCCGAAUCUAACUAUGCUUCUCAGGAUGACAAGCAACAGCCUGAAGAGUCAGAGAGACCUGGUGUAAUAAUAUCUAAUCAUGUGUCAUACCUGGAUAUCUUGUAUCACAUGUCGUCCUCGUUCCCAAGUUUUGUUGCUAAGAGAUCCGUGGCUAGACUUCCUUUUGUUGGUCUCAUCAGUAAGUGCCUUGGUUGUGUCUAUGUUCAGCGGGAAUCAAAGUCACCGGACUUCAAGGGUGUUUCAGCCAUUGUCACUGAUAGAAUUCGAGAAGCUUAUCAGAAUGAGUCUGCUCCAUUAAUGAUGUUAUUUCCAGAAGGUACAACCACAAAUGGAGAGUUCCUCCUUCCAUUCAAGACUGGUGGUUUUUUGGCAAAGGCACCAGUACUUCCUGUGAUUCUAAGAUAUCAUUACCAGAGAUUUAGCCCUGCCUGGGAUUCCAUAUCUGGGGUGCGGCAUGUGAUAUUUCUCCUGUGUCAGUUUGUGAAUUAUAUGGAGGUGAUCCGAUUACCUGUUUACCAUCCGUCACAACAGGAGAUGGAUGAUCCCAAACUAUAUGCUAAUAAUGUUAGAAGGUUGAUGGCUUCUGAGGGUAAUUUGACACUGUCCGAUAUUGGGCUUGCUGAAAAACGAGCAUAUCAUGCUGCUCUCAAUGGUUUGUUUUCCCAAUGCUAA